Messenger RNA from Microcebus murinus (gray mouse lemur), 2133 nucleotides. RefSeq names its product decorin (gene DCN). Gene Ontology annotation, molecular function: protein binding. NCBI's taxonomy places the organism in Eukaryota, Metazoa, Chordata, Mammalia, Primates, Cheirogaleidae. The record is from RefSeq and is a predicted model, not a curated record.
AAAUGUUACUUAUAAACAAGGCUAGAAAGGGUGAAUAUUGGAAUGGUGUUGGGGGUGGGGAGAGAAACCCUUUAGUUACAAUAUUUUAGGGAAUUGAAUCGGCGAUAAGACAAAUUUCAAGUCAAGUUGCUCCACUGUACUACAUAAGCAGUUUAGAAUCUUAAGCAGAUGCAAAAGGAAUAAAGCAAAUGUGGAGAAAAAAAGGCCGAUAAAGUUUCUGGCUUCAAUACAAGAGACAUAUCAUUACCAUAUGAUCUAAUGUGGGUGUCAGCCGGAUUGUGUUCAUUGAGGGAAACCUUAUUUUUUAACUGUGCUAUGGAGUAGAAGCAGGAGGUUUUCAACCUAGUGACAGUCACAGAGCAGCACCUACCCCCUCCUCCUUUCCACACCUGCAAACUCUGUUGCUUGGGCUGAAUAUUUAGUGUAAUUACAUCUCAGCUUUGAGGGCUCCUGUGGCAAAUCCCCGGAUUAAAAGGUACUCUGGUUGUGAAAAUACAUGAGAUAAAUCAUGAAGGCCACUAUCAUCUUCCUCCUGCUUGCACAAGUUUCCUGGGCCGGACCGUUUCAACAGAGAGGCUUAUUUGACUUUAUGCUAGAAGAUGAGGCUUCUGGGAUAAGCCCAGAUGAGCACGCUCCUGAAAUUCCUGAAUUAGAUCCCCUGGGACCGAUGUGUCCCUUCCGCUGCCAAUGCCAUCUUAGAGUCGUCCAGUGUUCUGAUUUGGGUCUGGACAAAGUGCCAAAGGAUCUUCCCCCUGAUACAACACUGCUUGACCUGCAAAACAACAAAAUAACUGAAAUCAGAGAUGGUGACUUUAAGAACCUGAAGAACCUUCAUGCAUUGAUUCUUGUCAACAACAAAAUUAGCAAAAUUAGCCCUGGGGCAUUUACACCUUUGGUAAAAUUAGAACGACUUUAUCUGUCCAAGAAUCAACUGAAGGAAUUACCAGAAAAAAUGCCCAAAACUCUUCAGGAGCUGCGCGCCCAUGAGAACGAGAUCACCAAAGUACGAAAAGCUGUGUUCAAUGGAAUGAACCAGAUGAUUGUCAUAGAACUGGGCACCAACCCGCUGAAGAGCUCAGGAAUUGAAAAUGGAGCCUUUCAGGGAAUGAAGAAGCUCUCCUACAUCCGCGUUGCUGACUCUAACAUUACCAGCAUCCCUCAAGGUCUUCCUCCUUCCCUUACUGAACUACAUCUUGAUGGCAACAAAAUCAGCAGAGUUGAUGCAGGCAGCCUGAAAGGACUGAAUAAUUUGGCUAAGUUGGGGCUGAGCUUCAACAGCAUCUCUACUGUCGACAAUGGCUCUCUGGCCAACACACCUCAUUUGAGAGAGCUUCAUUUGGACAACAACAAGCUUACCAAAGUACCUGGUGGGCUGGCAGAGCACAAGUACAUCCAGGUUGUCUACCUUCAUAACAACAACAUCUCUGCAGUUGGAACAAAUGAUUUCUGCCCACCUGGAUACAACACCAAGAAGGCUUCUUAUUCGGGUGUGAGUCUUUUUAGCAACCCAGUCCAGUACUGGGAGAUCCAGCCAUCUACCUUCCGAUGUGUCUAUGUGCGCUCUGCCAUUCAGCUCGGAAACUACAAGUAAUUCUUAAGAAAGCCCUCAUUUUUAUAACCUGGCAAAAUCUCAUUAAUGUAAUUGCUAAAAAUAAGUAAAUAAAUAAAAGCUAGAUACUGGAAACCUAACUUCAAUGUGGAUGUGUUACCCACAUGACUUAUUAUGCAUAAAGCCAAAUAUGCAGUUUAAGUAAUUGCCUAUAAUAAAAAAAAUACUUUGCCUGCCAUUUUCAGAAUCAUUUUUUGAAGCUUUCUGUUGAUGUUAACUGAGCUACUAUGGAUAUUUUUAUUUCACUAAAUGUAAAAUUUGGAGUAAAUAUAUAUGUCAACAUUUAGUAAAGCUUUUUUUUGAUUUUCAGAAAAAAAUCAAAUAAAAAGAGUAUCGAUCUUUUGUAAUUCUUUGAGCAAUCAACUCCUUUGACAUAAAGUCAAAUGCCAAACACUUGCUCUGUAUUAAUCCCCAUUAUUACUGGUGAAGCCUCAUUUGAAUGUGUGAAUUCAAUACAGGCUAUGUAAAAGUUUUUGCUAAUGUCAAUCUUUUGAAAAAUAAAUUUAAAAAUAUAUUCAAAAUUA